Sycon ciliatum is the source of this 16936-nucleotide messenger RNA. RefSeq lists its product as uncharacterized. Gene Ontology annotation, molecular function: ATP hydrolysis activity; ubiquitin-protein transferase activity. The transcript is spliced from 7 exons. The coding region runs from base 440 to 15847 and encodes 5135 amino acids. Lineage: Eukaryota; Metazoa; Porifera; Calcarea; Leucosolenida; Sycettidae. The record is from RefSeq and is a predicted model, not a curated record.
CGGGGUCGCGCUCCGGACCAGGAAACGGAUCGCGAGAUUGCGCUAGCAGAUUUGCAAACAUUUCUAAACGCUGUUGAGGAAAUUUGGCUAGAUCGCGUGCAGAUUCGUUGGCCUUCCACUCACGGUUCAUGGUGUUGCUGCCUCCCUUCUCCCGUGUCCAGAAAAAGGGAGAGCUAAAACUUGUAGAGCAGGGACUUGCCCCUGUUACCUGAUUACAAGCAUCGCCGGCUAGGCACGGCGACUGCGUUUAGUGCGUUCAGUUACUUCACACUACUCUGUUACGUGUGUGAUCGAUCGAUCGUGCGCGUGGGCGAUCAUCAACACGUACGUGGACAGCGCCAUCACGAACGGGCGCGAGCAAGUCAGUGCUACACAAUGAUGAUGAAAAGCGGUGUCGGGCUAUUGGCUUUCUGAAGCUUCUCCUCUGGUGAAGUCAGCCAUGCAGGCGGACAUAGAAGUCGGUGAUGAUGUACUUUUAUCAGACGAGGGAGUCCUUACUGCAAGCAAUGUCAGCUCCGGCAUUGCCAUACCGGUGGCUACUACUGCUGCUUCUGCUGCUGCUGCUGCAGUUGUCACGGAGAGUGUACAUUCUUUUGUAAUGGUCAGCAACCCGCUGGAUGACCUAUCCAUCAGGGCUAGGGAGCCCGAGCCUUGUCUUGGAAGUGACCAUGGCGGGCCGAAUGAGCGAUUUCCACGGCUUGUGAGCGGACUUGCUGGUGACGCAGUGCAGGUCCUGCAUGCUCUAUCAGCAAAAUGGUAUCUUGUCAGAGUGGCCAAGACGGGCGACGUUGGCCUGGCAAUUGAUGUCCACCACAUUCCUACCAGCAUACAAGCAUCAGACUACCACUCGAUCUUCUUCAAGAACUAUGAAGAGGACAGCAGAGGAGGCACGCCAUGGGAUAACCUGGUCCGCAGCUGUCUCGCAACGCAGCAUCCAAGCACAGAAGACCGUAACCCUCAGGAAGAAGUGCUGUUUCAUAGUCUGCAACGAGUCAACUUUCUGCCGGACGGCACAUGCCUGGAACAUUUGCCUGAGUACCCAUCAUUAUACGUGGAAGUUAAACCUCUGCAGCGGAUGUGCGUCAUCAUGCUGGGGUUCUUGGAACAUCACUGGAGACGGCUAAGCCAGGAGGAAAUCAGCCCAGAGUUGUGUCAUCGCAUGGCCGCAGUGGUGUUCCUCCAUGGCAUCUCUUUCCUCACUAACAUUGGACACCAGACAUUCUACAGUGACGUGAAGCAAUUCAAGGAACACUCAGCAAUCAUUGCGCUGUUGAACCGAUUCGCAUUGUCCUUCUUCAAGCCAUCGUUCGCCAAGGAUCUGGUUUCCAUGGAGAUUUUCGAUGCUGCCAAGUCGGCAUCUUUUCCCAACACCCAUAAGUGCUUGGGAGAUACUGCUGUACAAGUAGCGGGAUCCUGUAGUAUGGAUAAUGUCUACCUUCUUCUUGUCCUGAUGGUUCUGGAUGGCUUUCUCAGGGCAGGCAGUGUCAACGCUAGCCGCAGCACUAAGUUGAGCUGGGAACAGAUCGCAGAGAAGAUCGCUUGGGAUGACACUGAAGGGGAGAAGACCGUUCUGCUGCAAGUGUGCGCUAAGGACUGGCGGCUGGGCUAUUACGACGACUUCCAGCAGUAUUGUACCGUGGCAUUGCUGGUCAAGAAUGUUUGCAAGAAGAAACAGACACUCACUAACAUCCUUAUGAGCAGCUUUGUCGGCCAACCAGUUGACUACACUGGCAGAUCGCCGACACCCACAGGUCAGCCGGAUCACAAACUGUCAGAUUGCGAUUUGGAAGCCAUCUGGAUUCUCAUCCACUUUGCCAUGCCUACGGUAAAUGAUGUUGCGUCCCUGCUGGAGUAUGUCAACUCUCAGCUGUCAUGCACUGACUCUACUGAUAUCAGAACAGGAAGGCUGUGCACCACUGCGUGCUUCUGGAUGCAUCCAGACUUCUUCCGCAAGAUCUUUGACUACGCAGCAAAAUCCAAGGAACGAAUGUGGCAGCAGCUGUUUAAAACCAGUGACCUAGUGACUACUGGCAAUCAUCCUUGCAAAGAAGUAGCGCUCAAGACCAUUCGUCAGGUGCUUGCUGACAGCUACUUCUGUGGCGACCAAUCAGACAGCCGUGAACUCCUUCAAGAUCUGGGUGCGGGUGACAGCAGCGUAGAAAAGUGGGCGCAUGGAAACAUCUUGCUGGCCUUCUUCCUCGGUGAAGGACCCGUGGCUCAGUUUCCCGACAUGGAAGAGGGACUCACAGUUCUAUGUGACGUAAUUGUGAGUCAGAAGGAUUCCCAGUUCACCUGCAGAGAACUAACAACGCUUCUGCAGCGCCUCCAUGACAUUGUCGAUGGAAAUCCAGCCAGUUUAAUGAAGGUGGUGACAAACUCCAAGAUGCUGUGCACACUUUGCAUUGAAGAUGUGCAGCCGACAGCGGAAAUUCCCACGGUGGGACUGGCUAGCAAGCAUCUAGUGCAUGAUGAGAGGACCCUGGCUACUCACUUGGAUGAGCUCGUGGCUGUGCUGGAUGUCCUGGCGAGCCACAAGCAUACCGUAUCGCCAACGAAUCCUAUCAUCAUUGCUUGGUGGUCGUACUGUCGAUGGUGGGCCAGAGAGUGCCGACAACGCUUCCGCGCAGAUCUCUCACCUCUGCUCGAGCAGCUGUCCAGGCUUGCUACAGCACGAAGCGAUGCCGCGUUGACCGCAAGCCACACAGUGACCGAAGGCUUGCUGUUCUCUAUUCUUCUAGACGAGCUGGAGUGGUACAGGCCUGGUCCGCAGGUACUGAAGUAUUCCAACAUACUUGCUCCAAUGCUAACCAUGUGUCACUGCACCUGGAAGAACUUUGUUAGCAUUGAAUCUCCUACUGAAUGCUGCAUACCGGCUACUGCAAUGCAAGGCUUUGUGAAUCUUAGGCAGGAGCUGGAUGUCUUGCAGGAUAUGUUUGCCACCGACAAGUGUACACGUCACAUUUGGAACCAGUUCAAGGACAACGCUGCUGCCAUUGGCACCCUGCUUCACGCAAUGGACCUUCCCAAUCUGGCCAACAUGAAUGCCUGGAGUGAUGCGUUGGCCAAGUAUAAGAGUCACGUGCGUGUACUUCAGUGGCUCCAGGAAGAGGGCGUGCCUGAUGCUGGCACAUUGCUACAACGGCUGCACGAUAGCUACACUCUGGGUGAUACGACUCUCGUUGACUUCUGCAACGUCCUGGGUGAGAUAGAUGCAGGACUACUGAGCAAGUUUGGCACUACCCUUGGCAACUCCCAGGCAACUGUAGCAGAGUACAUUUGCAACACGCUAUGCAAGAGCAUUAUUUGCAGGCACUACAUGUCCAAAGCCAUGACCAGGAGAUCGGCAACAGCACACUUGGCAAAGCACACAUGGCCCAAGGUUAUCACCGGUCACGUGAGGGAGAUCUACAAGCAGGUCUCCUAUCUGUUCCGUCCGCAAACUCCACUGCACAGCAUCUCGUCCAUAGUCGACUACGUCAUUGCCCAGAUGCCGGACUCCGCUCAUGAUCGCACGCAAUCGCUGGACCUGGUGUACGGCGAGAUUCAGCUGAUUUCGGCAUCACCAGCACACGCCGAUCAGACUGCCGGUGCUGAACGCCUGAUGCGCUUGCUACGUCUUCAGAUUGUACGGCAGAGCAAAGGUACACAGAACAUGCGCCAGGCACUGCUCAAGCGUGUUACGCAAGAUGACGCGGGCAUACGACUGCUGGAGACGGAUAUGGAGCGCGCUGAGAAGGAUGAUGGAUUCACCACCCUCGAGAAAAUUGACAAGAACAGCGAAGAACUGUACGCGCUGGUGAAAGAUCUCCAGCCGUGCCACUGGGAGUUCUUCCGGCUAAUUGCGACUCAGAACUGCUUCUACCUAUUCGACUUCUUCCGGCAGGUGUUCAAUAAUGAAGCGGAUUUUGAGAAGCGCCUGAAAAUUGCUAACACUCGCCUUCAAGGAGACCCACGUAGCAGCGCUCAAAUCAAGACCUUGCUGGACAUCAAGCCGGUGAUGAUGGCAUUUUACCAACCCGAGCGCACAGUAGCUGCCAUUAUUGGACAGUUGCAGAUGGUCACCGUCAGUCCCGGGCUCCUGGAGAGCCUGAUGGAUAAUUUGAGAGCUGUCAGGGACAUGCUGAACUCGGCUAUGGAGAGCUCGUUUGACCGAGCCAAGCGUGAUAUGAUAGGUCUCAUUCGAGGAGAGCCGGUCAAGGCACGGCUUGUUAGUCAGAGCAAUGGCAACCUGAUGUAUGAAUGUAGCUAUCACCAGCCAGCUAGUGGCUUCUCCACUAGCCCGAGCUCCGAUCCCGCACUGUGCACCGAGCAGCGGUCGGUUCUGAAGGAGCUGCGGAUGCGCCGUCUUGAGGAGCUGCAGCUCUGCUUGCCAUACUUCUGUCAUCUACCUGAAACAAAUACUGAGGAGGAUCCGAAGCCAGGUGAUGAUGAUCUCUGCAGCGAGACUAGUGCCUACAUAAAUCUCUCCAACCUUCUCGCCAGCCUGCGACAGCUGUUUGAAAGUGUCCUUGGUCUACAGAACAGCGGCAACACAGAGUUCUUUCAGCUGUUUCCAGGCCUCAAGAGUGGCUUCGACUUGAAUAUGUACGAGAUCGAGUACUUCCAAGAAAAGGUCCGGCUGCACAGAGGAAUCUGGCAUGACCAGCUUAGACAACUUCGUUCCACCUCAACAUUCCUGGACUUGCUUCCAAGCAUAAGCAUCGGGCAGCUUCUUGCCGAGGGCAAGGCUUGGAUGAGUCGUUACGCUAGCACGGGAGAUGGCAGCAGCGACUUCUAUCAGCUGCCGUGCAGUUUGAUGGCUCGAAUCACAUCGGUUAUUGGCUUGGUGGCAUCGCCAACUGCAUUGUCAUUUCAGAUGGUGUGCACAGCACUCUCGGAGGCUGUGGGCUCGAGCAGCGCUUCCAGCAUGCUUGAGCAGGUGAUCAACUCACUGGAGCUGCAUCAGUCCAGGUCAGGUGUGACCAAUCAAGGACAAGUGUUGUGCGUGAGUGAGCAGUCACAAGUGACCAGGACGUCGUCAUUCGCAUCGCUGCUUUGUGAACAUUUUCGCAACAUUCAACUGUGUCGAGCGCAGUUCCUCUUCUGCAGUGAGACAACGAGUGAGAAUGAGAUACAUGACUUCUUUCGCGCCAUCUCUAUUAGCCCUGGAAAGAAGUUUGCCGUGUGUGGCGUAGACCGCAUGGCAACCCACUGCUUGGCAGCAGUGGUUUGCCAUCAGCAGUUAUUACAUCGAAACAGCAGCCUUGCUGUGCAAGUUUUCUACCUGUUUGACCAACAGGACUACUGGAAGUUAUGGCCGAGCCAGCAGUACCGCUGGCUGCAGGCAGACGAACUCCACUGCGCAUCAAGCAGCGCUCUCCAACUCUGCUUUAGAUCAGUGAGCUCCUGUUGGAAUCAACACUCCACUGAGUUCCGGUUUCCUGAGGUGUUUCUCAUCCAUGGAGCGGCUGGUGCGGGGAAGUCCCACUACAUCAAUCACACAUGCUCGGAAUGUGAUAGCUGCACCCCCGAGAUCAUCAAUGUCUCAUCUCACGAAGACACAGAGGCCAUCUGCAAGAGCUUGCGCAAGCUGCUGCACACCUCAGCUGCCUCCAAUUUCAGCAUGAUUCAAAGUGUUGCCUUUCGCGUGGCACCGGCAGCAGACCUGGAUGCAGUGAACCAGAUCUUCUUUGAGCUUCUCUGGUGCCACUCGUUGUACUCUGGCCGCAUCAGCCAGUCGGUGUUUUCCAUACCUGGAGGUGCUGCACAGCGUUGGCGAUGGUACAUUGAGCUGCCGGACGCAUUCAUGCGACCGGACAGCAACAACACCUCACCAGAUCCGCUGAGGGGACUUCCCCUUGUCACGGACAUUCUCGAUUCCGAACACAUCAUCCUCGUCUCAGAAAGCUCCUAUGGCUUGCAUCUGGACGAUGAAAAGCUUCGACCCCUGGCUGCCGUACUGAAGGAAAGCAAGACUGGCCUUGGGAGGCCCACGGUGAUCGGUGAGGAGGCCAGACAUCUUACCACUGAAAACAUCUUCCCCUACGAGACAGAGCACCUCGAUGACAAGGAUGCCCAUGACCAACUUGAUGAGUUUCUUCGUGAGUGUGGUGGCAACGUAACUGGGAGACUUCAGCAACUGUUUGUUUUCGACUACGUCUAUCAAAAGUGGAGCACUGCAGCCAAAGAACUAGCAUUCCGGGCGGCUGUCCUAAUGGCCUUGCAAAAUUUAGCACAGCUUGUGUUUGACCAGUACAAAGAGCAAGCCAAAGCAUUCUGUGGAAAUGCUCAUAUCUGCAACUUCAAGGAGCUUCGCAGUCCGGUUCUAAUCUACGAUGGGAGAAUGGCAUUUAAGUUCCUCUUCCCACAUCCUAUACCACGGAAAGAGCUUCCAGAUCUGAAAUCCCGAGUGAAUGGGCAAACUUUCAUGUGGCUAGAGCAAUUCAACUUGCAAAUGCCUCGAGAGUGGCAGGAGUUGCUGAGAUGGAAUUUUUCUAUCAAGCCAUGCGACCUUGAGCAACUACGAGCCAAGAAGGAGUUUGUCAUCACCGAGGACUUUGCAUACAAACUGGUUGCUGUACAGGAGCGUAAGAAAUCUGGCAAACCGCUGAUCCUGGAAGGUGAGACAGGCACUGGGAAAUCAUUCUUGCUUGACACAUUCACAGCGCUUCUCAAUUACGAAACAAUCAACUCAACGCAGCACUUGCAGAAGAUGAACCACUGGAUGCGUCACCUGAUAUUGCAGGUGUUGUGGCCGGAGAUAGGUGAAGAGUUUCGGAACUGGUAUGCUGGUGAUACUUCAGAUGACUUGCCAUCAAAGGUGAACAGAGAGGAUUACCAGGUGGAGAACUUGAAUGCCAGAUGUGCGUGCAACGCCUUCGAGCUGAAGAUGAUUUGGAGGAACCUGCUGCACUCAAAUCCAUCCAUUUGUGAAAAGGCCAAACUUGAGUUGAAGGCAGAGAUUCUGGAAUGCGAAGCUGAAUUUAAAUUGCUUUUGCCAGUCUCCACAACUGUGUCCCUUGCCCUCAGAAAUGACCGACUAAGCAACGAAGACUCUUGUCAGCUCAUUCUAGACUGGCUGGCCACGCCACGAAAGACGCUGUUCAGAAAGAUGCUCGUCCAUCCUGGUAUCACCAAGGCAAUAAUUCAAGAGUUUGUCCGUGAACUUGCUGAUCUUGUACGUGGAACUAAUGUCAGUGUUGUUGGCUUCUUUGAUGAAGUGAACACAGCCAGCUGCCUCAACAUAUUCAAGGAGCUCAUUGUUGAUCGCACUAUUGAUGGGAAGAAGCCAGAGGGUGUUGAUCAGAUGUUUUUCGUGGCUGCCAUCAAUCCUCCGUGCAGUCCUGUGGACCUGUGCAACCCUGGACCUUUCCCGGUGCGGCUGUCCGAGAGGUCGGAAGAAAGUGAACGCUGGCAGGAGGAGCUCGGCUUGCAGUACCUCGUUCACCCUCUGCCCAGGACAAUGGCACACUACUGCUGGAAGUAUGAAUCACUGACAGAUAAAGAUGAUAUCAGAGAGUAUGCUUCUCAGAAGAUCUGGCACAUGGCGGUCAGAAAUCAACUGGAACUUGCCGAAUCACCUGCUGAAAUCAGUGAGGCAGUUUUCGAUUUUCUCAGCUCGUAUCUCUAUCACUCGUUCACUUACUGCACGGAAAAGGUGUCUAAACGGUUUGUGAGUCAGCGCGACAUACAGCGUGUCUUCAAGCUCAUCCCCUAUUUCUGGCAUGUUGAGACCAAGUGGCACCUUCGGCAUCGGGCGCAGUUGCAGAAUGCUCAACCCGACUUAAUUAUGGUAAAGUGCAUUCUCCAGUCUAUUGCCAUGGUGUUCUACCUUCGCCUGCCAGAAGAGCCAAGUAUUACAUAUCCUGGCGUGUGCAGGAAUCACUUUGACAAGACCAUAUUUGACAAUGUUCGUUGUGACACCCAUGGUCGCUUCACAAACUCAACCAUCGGGACCGUGUUGCAGGGGUGCGUUGACACGUUCGUCACAGAAGAGCACUUCACGAUCCCACCAGGUGUUGCCCUUACAUCUGGCCUGAAGGAGAAUAUCUUCUGCUUGGUGGCUUGCAUCAACGAGAAAAUCCCGCUCGGAAUCAUUGGUGAGCCGGGAUCCUCCAAAACUCUCAGUUACCAGAUUGUCAGCCAGAAUCUGAGAGGAACGCACUCAGAGCAGGCAUUCUGCAAACUCUUCGCGUCAGUAGACUCCUUCUUCUGCCAGUGCUCUCCCGAUACCACCACAGACCAGCUGCAUGCGGUGUUUGAGAGUGCAAUUGAUCGGCAGGAGUAUCAUGACGAUGCUGAGCGCAAGCUAUCACAGCCACAGACCACAAUACAACAGGAAAAUAAAUACUUGUUCAGCUUAUUCGGAGGUGACGACGGGAAUGGUUCCAUGAAUCCUCCAGCUGACCAAGCAGCAGACCGGCCUACAGAAGACAGGAUUCGGACAAAUGUCACUGUCUUUGUAGAUGAAGCUGGUCUACCCAGCAUGAAGCAGAAUCGCAUGGUGAUGAAAGUCCUGCACAGCUACCUUGAUGAACAGAAAGUAGCUUUCAUAGCCCUGUCCAACCACUGGUUCGAUGCCGCCAACACUAACCGUAUGCUGACAGUCUUCCGAUCACUUGCAUCCGAUGAGGAUCUGGUGGUACUUGCUCAUGGCUGCAUCGAGCACGAGUUGAGCCACCACUGCGAUGAUGACAUCACCAGGUUCAUCCGUGGAGUGUGUGAAGGCUAUAGCAAGGUGCGAGAGGAUUGCUCCAACUGGUUCCAUCAGCGUGACCUUAUCUCCCUGUUCCGCACUCUGCGUCGUCACCAGAAGAGACUCAACCGUCGCACAAUCAGCACCCAUCCGGACGAACUGCUCAAGGCCAUUGAGGAAAACUUCAAUGGGCAUCCGUCAGUUGGUAUCACAGAUAUUGUCAAGAUAUUUUUCUCUGCAGUUGCCAACCACCUUGCAACGUUUGCGUACGAAAGCGUGUGCUGUCGCAAUUCACUGGAGAUUCUAAUUGACCUGAAAGCGCAGCUGGAAGAGGAAGACAUUGGCAACACCAAUGCCUUGGCGAUGCGAUUUCUGAUGAUAGUCGACGACUACGGAUGCGACUAUGCCCUGCUGGACAUGCUCUACCAUAUCAAGUUCUUGGAGAACGAUGCGCAGAAAACGCACGUCUUUCAGCUGUCCAACACCAGCAGUGACGAGCAAGAGUUAGAGUGCACGACCGUGCUGGCAAAGAUCAGACAGUGCCUGGAAAAACCGUGCACAGUGGUUCUGGUCAACUCGCCGAAACUCCACGGCUACUUGUAUGAACUGCUCAACCAAUCCUAUCAAACUAUAUCAGUCGAUGACAAGAAGUGCGCCUACUCCAAUAUUGCCAUGAAGGACAGCACGUUCCCGUGCCAAGUUCACGAGCAGUUCCGCUGCGUGGUGCUGUUGAAUCGCGAGCAUGCGUCCAGGGAGAGAACACCAUUCCUGAGCCGCUUUGCAAAGUUUGCUGUCCAACCAGAACAAGCUGUGGAAUAUCUAAGCAGGCAAAUGUCACCAGUUGAAACUCUGCAGCAGCAGUACAAUGAUGUUUUGAACAUUCUCACCUUUGAGCCCAGUAUGGAAGGAGCUUUUCUUGGCUGCGGCAGCGCAUCUCAAUUUCGUAACACAGUUGCAUGCCUUGCAGUGGGACAUGUCACAUCUGACACACAUCACUCAUUUUCCGUGUCGUCUUUGGCUACACGGGAGGAGCGAAAGAGCAUGGUGUCUUCGCUGCUUGGUCUGCUGCCCCUGGAACGUUUCCUUCCCGUGAUGGAGAGUCUUUCAUCAAUCUACUCCGACCUCUAUCUGAAGGCUCACGAGCAUUCCACCAUCCGCGAUCUGAUUGAGGAGACUACGGAGCAGGCAAGGCUGUCGAAGUCCCAUGUCAAGUGUCUUGUUGUCUGCCGCUCACCGCCGGCAAAUCUCGACCAGUUUCUUGCCUGUACACGUGGUGGCGGUGAUGAAGGAAACACUGGUACGCAUUACAUGGGACCGAAACUGGCGGACAGCAUCACCGUAUUGGCGAGCCGAGAGCUCAGGAGUGUGCUGCACGCCGAACAAAAACUAGAAGAGUUCAGGAAGAGCGGAAAAGUCUGCCUAGUUCUGUGUGUGGACACGUCCAAAGGUGCCGCGAAACUUCACACAGUCGGCGCUAUCAAACAAGCUGUAGACACCCAGGUUCGUAUGUGGUGCCAGUCGGACGCGGAGAGGAAAACACCAAGAGCCAUUAUUGUCCUGCUGCACUCGUUGCUACAUUCUUCCGGUGAGAAAGUACUGUGCACAUUCCUCAACGGCUGGCAGACUAAGCUGGUGGCUGUGCCAAAUCCCAGCCACGUAUGUCCUCAGAACAUUACCUCUUUUGUCACCAGCCAAUACAAGAGUGGCCCUAUCCAGCAGAAUGAGGAGCAGCUAAGAAGUAUUUCUACUGCAACACUUCAGUGGAUGAAGGAGAGAACCACUGACCUUGCCGCAGAGAUAUCAUCCUUUCUUCCAUGGAAAUCACUGUUGAUCUUUGCAAGUGACGCACAAGAUUCAGAGCCUGCACAGCUUUUCACAAGCAUAAUAAAAGCUCAAGCAUCACCAGAUCUGCGUCCGCGUGUCAUUGCAGGUGUAUUCGAUAGGCUGCCCGUGAUCUUGGAGAGGGCUGUAGAAGCAUUCGCACGGCGGAUUAUGAUCAAAGGGUAUGGACAGAUUGGCGCAAUCAGAACACAAGUAAGCAGCAGCGGUGGACGGUUGAGCUUGGUUGACAUGAUGAUAGACUGGCAGAAUGAAGAGCUGCACUCUCUCUUGCUGUGCAGCGUGAAGUCAACACUGAUGGGCUGCAACGUGUCGCUGUUAACUGACCCAAGUCUGGACGAACAGCUCAUUCCCAAGCUGAGUGAGUUUGCUACAACUGGAGAGGAACUUGAAACUAUGUGGUCCCAGGCUUCCGCACGUCAUCUCGCCACCCCAUUCUUUUUCCACAUCAAGACAUACAUACAGGAGUUGGUGCUGAGACUUGGCAGUGGCAGCAACAGCAACAGCAUUGACUCCUUGACUGAUCUCCUCGUUGCUGAUCCGAUCACGUCUCCGCUUCUUGCCGAGAAAAAGUUCACCCAACUCUAUGUUCGGGACCUGGUGAGAACAUGCUUUUCGUGGACGGGUUCAAAGAAAGCGGUGACAUUUGUGUGCAACUAUUUGGCCAAGUGGUUUGAGUCUAGCGUUAUGGUUGAUGAUACUGGAGCCAGCCAAUCGGAACUACCGUUCGUACAUUCAAUUGUCUUCCAGGAGGACGUGAAGCUAAUACUAGUGGCACUGCUAACAAGCUACGAGGAGCUAUUGAUGAUGGAGGCCGAUGGUCAGGCCGUGAUUCAACGCACUGAACAACUCCUGCGUGAGGCGCAUCCUGAUGAUGUUCCAACCGAGUUUGCCAAUCUGCUUGUGGAGACACUAUGGAGUAUGCUGACCAGAGCACUGGAGUUCUCAGUCGCAGAUGACCGCGGCAAAGUGUCCGCCCUGCUGGUCAGCUGGACACGACUUUUCAACACUCUAUCGCAGCACUGGCAGUUGCGACAAGCCACCUGGGGACGGAAAGGGUCACGAGUUUUGCUUAUGUCUGAGGUCCACAAUCACCUGAUCACUGGCAAAGGCCGGGAGAUCAACAUGAUGGACUUCAUAUGCAUGAUCCUGGAGUCAUGCAUGAAUACUCGACUCACCCGUUGGAAAAACACAGCCCAUCCGAUCUUCAUCAGCUAUGUGGAUAGCAGCAAUCCAGCUGGGAUAAGUGGAUCUAUGCCAGUGCGGCAUUCGGAGCUGGUGGAGAGCUUGCUCAACAAUCUCGAUCCCGAUGCCACCACCGAGGACUUGCAGCUCCUCCGGCUGGGAUGCUGCCUGUGGACCAUAUCGUUGCUGGAAGGUGUUGAUUCUUUCAACCGCAAGAUGUUUGAAAUGAUCUUCUUGAGUCUGAGCAAUGUUGAUCACGAUGACUGCGUGCAGCAGCCAUCCUGCCUUUCCGACUCCUGUGCCACCGCAUGUCUUCAGCAAGCACAGCACAAACAAAGUUGCAGACUGCAGGCGAUAGGCAGAGAGAUGCUGCGCUCGGAGCAGUUGGACUCUAUCCAGGAGGCGGUUGAUCAAUACGCCAUGCGGUUGCUACCUGAAGGUCUUUCUGUUCACAGGGUGGAUAAGACCUACGAAGGAGCAGCCAGCAAGUCAUACAUUAUUGCACACUAUCAGCCGUCCAGUCUGCCCUGCAGUUUCACAGAAUCUGCAGACCACAAGCAGGCAGAUAAGAAUGUGUGUAUGAAAAUACAAACGGUAUUUUCUCUCCCCUCUGUCAAUGGAUUCUACAGGUUUGCUUGUCGCUUGUUCCGACAUGGUCCUGAGUCGUUGCACGAGUUUAGGACUGCUGCCAGCCUGAAGUCGGGAGGUUCAUCGUCUAGAGGCAUUGGUUGGGUUGUCCGCCAGUGUGCCAGCACUCAAAUCGUGUUUGAGGCUUCAGCAAGGUCACUUGCUGCUUACUUCCUAAAGCAACAGCGGCAACACCAGCAACAGCGACAGCGACAACAGCAGGGCGCAAGCUCCGACGACUGCGCCAGUUCUGCCAUUGAUAUCCACGACCAUGAGAUGUUGGUUUGUAUAGAUGGCCUUGCUGCGGAGCACGCUUCAAGUCCCGAGUGGCUGGUCAUGAUGCUCUGGUGGAUUCUGUACCUUCUACCGCUGGAGUGUGCAACAAGUGGCCUUGAGGAGCUCAGUGCGGCAAAGCUUCAUGACCAGUCACUCGCUAAAUGGUGUGUUCCCCCUUCCGGCAUGGCUGAGCUGCGUAGUCUCAACAAUAUCUUGACUGAGGUGCGUAUGAAGACUGCUAGUGACUUUCUCCUGUACCAGCAGCUGAAUGGAAUGCGAGAGUGCAUGCAGCAACUCAACACAGCACCUGGUGGCAGUACGGUAGUCCGCAUCAGGAGUCGCUUCGAGCAAACACUCAAACAGUCGUCGCCUGUCCUGCAACGCACUGCCGAGGCAUGCAUCUUCACCAAGGUGGCACUCGACUUCUUCCUGAAAGGAGACACUGCAUUCCAGGAGCAGCGUGAACUGCGCAGUCUGAAGGACACCAGUCCUCUCUUCAAGCGGGCCCUAGACGUAUUGUUCAACGUAGGAGACCGUGGAGACUUGUUAAAGCUGAAGGAGAUUUUAGCGGACCAGUCAGCUGAGAAUUUGGCCACCAGGGAUUACCUCAUCGAGACGUUGGCAGUGCUGUUAAUGAUGUCACCGGGUACAUACUGGCACACUUGUUUGACUGACACUGGCAAGCUCAAAGGCACGUACAUUUUCGGCGCAUCGUCGUCGCGCCAUAUGAUUCUCCGGGGUGCGUCUGGAAUCGAUGACUUCUUCCAGCUGACUGCCCUGCAUUUGCCGGAGUUUUCCCUUGAGCCAAGCUUACACCAGCAGUCCCAGCCCCUGCUGAGUCUGAUUGGGUACAUACUGGCUGCACUGCUUACGUACUCAACCCUAUGCUGGAAUGCAAUUCUCUUGCCUGAGGAGAAGCAGUGGCUUAACAUUGCUGAGCGCCAGAGAUUGAGCACAUCUAACAUUACUGCAGAAUCGAACUCCAGAAUUUCGUUCGUAAAGCACUGUAUCAGAAAGAUCAAAUACUUUCAAACUCUGCUACCUGGCUCUGACGUCAAUGUGCCCACAGUUGGCUGUGGGUUUCUGCCAAUGGUCUCCCUGCAAUACCUUGGCAAGGUUGUCAACGGUGGCUGCACCGUAUUCAAUGACACUUACAUCAGUGCCGACAAGAGAAGGGCUGCAGAAUGCACUUUCCGAGAUGAGGUCUGUGCAGCGGCACUGCGUGUUUUCAGUGUUGACUUGGGCAAGUUCCUGGAUCGCUGCAUGUCCUCAGCUACCAUCCCCAACUUUGGCGAGACCCACCGAUUGCAACUGCGAUAUGUUCAUGAGGAGCAGCAGAGUCUACUCCAGUUCAUGUCAAUGACCAGCCUGCCCACGAUGCCCUCUUUUCAGCUUCCCAUAUUUUCCGAUCGUAAAGCCGCCAUUUGCUGCAUGGCAUCAGAGAGCCACGCUAUCAUCACCGAGCUUCUGGCCAACUUCCCUAUCUACUGCAUCUUGGCUAAACUUCCACCGAUUGUAAAGCUGUAUCGUGACCUUCUCAAAGCCCUGUCCGGAAAACUAAGCUUCCAAGAUGUUGCUGGAGGGCAAUUGAGUCUGCAGAAAUCGCUCCGCUCAGUUGGAAACCAGCACGCAGCGUUUUCAAAGAAACUAGAUGAGCUGAAACGGGAUAUUCAACUGGUUGUGGACAGACUGCAGAAACACGACCCAGGCUGGGACUGCGGUGAUACUCACAGAGUUGGUCUCUCACUGGACACUGAGCUUGCGGACUGGGUGAACACACCGCUUGCGGACUGGGUGAACUAUGGCGGGUGCGCACACCCGCAUCCACUUUUGUAUCGCGUUAUCACUCGCUCUCUCUGGUGGCAAAAUCGAUUCAAUGACGUAUGCCAGCGUGCAAAGAGCCAGCGGAGCACUUCAGCCGAGCUGCGCAAGUCCCUGGAGUGUAUUGUCACUGACCAACCAUUAGAUAUGCAUGAUGUCCUGGAGCAGGAAAACUGUGCCACUGGUCUUCUGCGUGUGGAUGAACACGAAGUGGACACACUGAUCUCGAUGCACUACAGCGUGCAAUGGCAGGAUGAACACUGGCGUGUCAUUAUCGACCUGGACCAGCUGGAGCGGUCGUUGGCUUGGAAGCUGUCUGGUACUGUCAGGAGAGUCAAGUGGAUCGAGAGAGACCUGAGAUUCUUCUUCUGUCGCACGGAGAGUAAAUUCCUCAAAGAUCACCUCGCCUGGAUCAUUGGUUCUUGCCACCCUCUUACAGACGUUCAGCAUCAGAGCAUAGAGGAGAGUUUUGCUAGUACAGAUUUGAGCAGCUCGAAUGAUGUGAUGAACUUGACUAUGGGCUUGGAGAAGCUGGCACGUGAUCUCAUGCACCUGCGCUGCACGGAACCUCUAUCCACAGGCCAAUCAUUGUACGAUCUUGCCGUGACGUACUCCAGUGAAGGCAUAGCGAAGUUUGUUCACUACUUUGACUUUCUGCGCCUGGCACACCUUGGUGACGUCCUGGACAUUGUACGCCGGCAUCGUGAUACUGAAGAUCAACGCAACAUCCUUGGUGAAUGCAGUCCGAUCCUGGGGGAAACCCCGGACAGCGGUGAAAGUGACCAGGUGUUGGAGGUGAUGGCCAGGCACUUUGCUAACAGCAUUUCCAAUCUAUCACUGGCAAUCCACAGUCUUCUCGGUCUACUGCAGCAUGUGCAGAGCGAGCCUACUAAACAACUGGACAUAGUUGUGCACUCGUCUGACCUAAAGCACACGGCCCUUGGUCAGUUCCUCGAAGCACUCCGGGUGGACGCCGGUGUCAGCCUCGCAGGCUGUCACUACAAGUGGCUUCUUCAAAGACUGCAAGACUGUCUGGUGCGGAUGAAAGCUGAGCGUCUUAACCGGGUGACUGCGCAGCUGAUUGACUCUGAUCCCUGCAACCUUGUGAUAGUUCAGCCUCCACCUGAGCCUGAGCCGCCUGCUCCACCGAAUGACGAUGUUCUGGUGAAGGUAACUCUUGAGCAGACAGGGUCAGCAAACACCGUCACCACCUCACUCGCAUGCAAAAGAACAUCUAGCUGCUUGGAAACAGUCAAGGAAGCCGUUCGUGAAGGUAGAGGUGUCAAGAAGCGUAUUGUAUUCUACCGCCUGGCUGACCCUGAUGCUGAAGAGUUUGAGCCGGAUUCAGACAAUGAUGGAGAGCUUCAGGAUCUAAUGGAUGAUGACCAGACAGAGCUGGCGCUGUAUGUCUUCCACAGGAAAUGAAAAGCCAUUUUCCUAUGAGUGCCUGGGUCGGCAAAGGUGUCACGGUUUCCGGUCCGUCAUUCUCACGCAUGCAAUGUCACGUAUGUGCUACUCUGGUGAUGCCAGCUGCAAUGAUCACAGCCAGGUCCUAUAGAAUAGAAGGCCGACGUUCAGGUACCAGAUUUUUAUUCUAUUAUUGUUUUAUUCAUUCGUUCCGACUCUAUUCUGAACUCUAUAGCAAAGGUGCAUGUUUUUAUUGGCCCACUCUGCUGCCUUAUAACCUUAGGAACGUUUUAGUGAACUUGGACUUGAAGAUUCUGCAGCCAAAGACAUACUCAAAUUUGAUAGGUGAUCAAUUUUAGUUCUUGUAAUUUUUUUGUGUUCCAAAAAAACUGGUAUUGACAAUACACUUCAAAUCAUUCUUGUGUUCUUUCUGCAUUGAAGAAUAUGGUUUCAUAUUACACACACAUUUUUCUAAGAAAGGGAGGUGUGGAAGAGUGUGAUCACUCCUUCAUAAGAAUCAUACAUUUUUAUGUAUCACUCAAGUUUGCCUGGGUUGAGAUCACUCACAUUUGCCUGGAUUUGAGUAUCUUCUCUGCAGAGCCUUCCUUUAAUUGACUGAAUCUUUGCUCGCUGCAGGGAUAUUGUGAUACUAUUGCUUUAUUAAUGUUAUUAUCCCCCCCCCCCCUCCCCCCCCCCCCUCUCAAAUGCUAUUCCUCAUGAAAGUGAUUUGAGUUUAAUGCGCGGUUUGACAGCGCAUGCACGUCCUGUGCAUUAAAGAAUAAUUGUGGAACGUGCUUCGUUCAUUUCACUGAUAUUAUUUGAUUGAUUUUCAAAUGCGUGAAACCUCUGCGAAUGAAAAGGCAUGCCCUCCAAAGACAAGUUGUUCCUGUAGGUGUUCAAAUUUAUCCCUAUAUUUAUUUCAAGAUAUACAUUCAAAUCUAUCUCUCUGCCAUUGCGAUUGUACUCUGGUUAUUGAGUCAGUUGCUAGCUGAUCUGAAUCCUUACCUUUUUCUAUUACAUGAUCUGGUAUGUCAGAUUCGGUUAUAGACCAAGUCACACGAUUAUGUUGUCUCAUCCGCCGGGCAGUUUAGGUCCUCGGUCAGCCUA